GACCAAGUCAUAGUCUUGUCCAAAAAAAAAAACAGAAAGUGACGAGAAAAAUCAGAAGAUGACGACAGUAGACGAAGGUUAUUCAGCUAAGAAAUGGCUUCCACUUGAAGCUAACCCAGAUGUUAUCAAUCAGUAUCUUUGGGGACUUGGUCUUUCUCCUGAUGAAGUAGAGUGCAAUGAUGUGUUUGGCUUAGACGAUGAACUUCUUGAGAUGGUUCCAAAGCCAGUUCUUGCUGUUCUCUUUCUUUACCCCAUCACCAAAAAGUGUGAAGAAGAGAGAAUCCAGCAAGACAAAGAAAUUAAGGAAAAUGUACAUCAGAGUGACAAAGUCUACUUCAUGAAACAAACUGUUGAUAAUGCUUGUGGAACCAUUGGGCUCCUUCAUGCUAUUGGGAAUAUAACCUCUGAGAUCAAACUCUCCGAGGGAUCGUUCUUGGAUAGAUUCUUCAAAUCCACUGCCAAUAUGACUCCUAUAGAGCGUGCAAGGUUUCUUGAGAAUGACAGUCAAAUAGAAGAUGCCCAUUCUAUAGCUGUUAUAGCUGGUGAUACAACGGCUUCAGACGAGGUGGACACGCAUUUCAUCUGUUUAGCUUGUGUAGAUGGUGAGCUCUAUGAACUUGAUGGAGAUAGGGCAGGGCCAGUUUCACAUGGUGCUUCCUCUCCAGCUACUUUGUUGCAGGACGCAGCGAAAGUGAUAAAGACAAUAAUCGAGAAGAACCCAGAUUCUCUCAACUUCAAUGUGAUAGCCAUCUCUAAGAAAGCCUGAGGGACUGUUCUUAAGAAGCAAAGCUCCUAAGUCUUGUUUUUGAGUUUAUGACUUACUCGUUUUUUUUGCUUUUGUAUAUUCUGAAUCUUCUGGUUUAGCAUAUUUGUAGAACAACUACUUUCCUUGAAGAGUGCCAUUUUAUUGAUAUUGAUAAUCGAUCGACCUAUGUUUUUUAGUCAAUAAACAUAUUAAAAUGGG
Arabidopsis arenosa is the source of this 964-nucleotide messenger RNA. NCBI's taxonomy places the organism in Eukaryota, Viridiplantae, Streptophyta, Magnoliopsida, Brassicales, Brassicaceae. The record is from the annotation of a GenBank genome assembly.